GGGAAAACAAAGAACAGGUGUGAGCUUGGGGUGCAGGGAGACAGAAAACAAAGGACUAGACCAGGUCUCCGUAGCAGCAGAUCAGUCAGCAGCUGAGAAACAGGGGUCAGCCAGCUCCUGGUCUUCUCCUCAGUGACUCUCCAUACUUCCUGUUUAAUCACUGUUCCCUCAGGGAUACUCCGCUAUCCAUUUAUCAAGCCCAGAAAAAAGUCCAGGUUCUCUUUAUUUCUGGAGAUGAAGGACUUAGGUCAGCCUGAAUGAAUCGCAGACAUGUCUUGACAAUGAUGAGUCCUUUCAGCUACUCCCUUAUGCAGGGGUUGUGACAACAACUUCAUCCACACUGGCCCAUUUGACAGCCUUCGCAGCCACGUGACACACUUCGCCUUUAAGCCGAGAAUCUGCCUCAGGUGAAAACCCACCCACCUUACAACACAACCCCGGGGAAAGGUGGAAAGAGGCAAAACGAACUAGAUUAGAGUGCAGCAAACACACAGAAACGUCGCAAAGACACCUUACAGGUGGACAAUUUGACUUGUUUCUUAAAGAAAUAUUCAAAGAAACAGAUAAAGUAAGAGGCGGGUACAUCUUAACCUUUUUCUGAUCUUGAACCACAUUUGACCCGAGCUCCACGGGUUUAGAGGUGUUUGGUUCAGCCACAGGGCGCACACCGGAGGAGGAGUUCACGGUGCGUCUGCGGUGUGCGGCGGUGAAACGGCGCGUUCAGACGCAGAGACGGAGCCAAACCAACUGCAACACCUGGAGACUCCACUUCCACACAGCCAGUCCGCAGCCUGUACCCACUGCAGUCGCGGCAGAGAUGGGCCAUGACUUAUCCGAGUAAGGCUGCUGAAUAGAAUGGCCGCUGAUGAACGGCAUCUACCAUCCAGCUGUGGGUCCUACAUCAAGACAGAGCCAUCCAGCCCUUCCUCUGUCAUCGACACGGUCAGCCACCAUAGCCCAAGCGGCAACUCGGACGCCAGCGGCGGCUAUGUCAGUACCAUGAACAGCCAUUCUAACGGCCUGGACUCUCCACCCAUGUUCACCCCCGGCGGGCUCGGUGCUGCUUCCUGCCGCAAGCGCUACGACGACUGCUCCAGCACCAUCAUGGAAGACUCGUCCAUAAAGUGCGAAUACAUGUUGAACUCCCUCCCCAAGAGGCUGUGCCUGGUCUGUGGAGAUAUAGCCUCGGGGUAUCACUAUGGGGUAGCUUCUUGUGAGGCCUGCAAAGCCUUUUUUAAAAGGACAAUACAAGGUAACAUAGAAUACAGCUGUCCUGCCACAAACGAAUGUGAGAUCACAAAACGGAGACGCAAAUCAUGUCAGGCUUGUCGCUUCAUGAAAUGCCUCAAAGUGGGGAUGCUCAAAGAAGGUAAGAAGAGGGUUCGUCUGGACCGUGUGCGAGGGGGUAGACAGAAGUACAAGCGGAGGCUGGACACAGAAAACAACCCGUACCUGGGCUUGACGCUCCCCCCUCCUACCAAAAAGCCUCUCACAAAGAUAGUGUCUCACCUGUUGGUGGCAGAGCCAGAGAAGAUCUACGCCAUGCCCGACCCCACCAUGCCAGAGAGCGACAUCAAAGCCCUCACCACGCUGUGCGACCUGGCUGACCGUGAGCUGGUGGUCAUCAUCGGCUGGGCCAAACACAUCCCAGGCUUCUCCACCCUCUCUCUGGGAGACCAGAUGAGCCUACUGCAGAGCGCCUGGAUGGAAAUCCUCAUCCUCAGCAUCGUGUUCCGCUCGUUGCCAUACGAGGAUGAGCUCGUGUACGCCGAGGACUACAUCAUGGACGAAGAGCACUCACGGCUGACAGGACUGCUCGACCUCUAUGUCUCCAUCUUGCAGCUGGUGCGCAAGUACAAGAAGCUCAAGGUGGAGAAGGAGGAGUUUGUGACCCUGAAAGCCAUUGCUCUCGCCAACUCAGACUCCAUGCACAUAGAGGACAUGGAGGCAGUCCAGAAGCUGCAGGACGCUCUCCAUGAGGCCCUUCAGGACUACGAGAGCAGCCAGCAUCAGGAGGACCCGCGACGGGCUGGAAAACUGCUCAUGACGUUGCCCCUGCUGAGGCAGACUGCAACUAAGGCUGUGCAGCACUUUUACAGCAUUAAGGUGCAAGGCAAGGUGCCCAUGCACAAACUCUUCCUGGAGAUGCUUGAGGCCAAGGUCUGAUUGGAGGCGAGGGGCUGCAAUAAAAAGACAGAGAGUGAUUUGAAUCAUGGCUGAGGGUUCUCAGGAGACAGAACCAGCCAUGUAGUUUGCAAAGCAGAAACUGACAUCUCCUCUUUGUGGAUCUUUGGGACUUUAAAUAAAAAAUAAAAAAAAACAAGUGAAAAACUUGGUUAGUAGUAUAAAUAUAAAAUGAUCCAGAUUAAUUUAAAAUAUAUAAUAAAUAUUAUGUACAGUAAUAACUUUCUUUUGUAAUUAUCAGUGGUCAUGCUGUAUAUGAAGGACCUUUCUGCCCCUUUGCAUCUUCAGAACAAGUAGGAAGUUCCUAAAAAAUGUUCUGAAGAAAGCAAAGGUGUCAACAACCAUAAGCAGGCUCGUGUUGUUGUUUUUUGUUUGGACUUAACCAGGACAUGUAAAUAAUUACUAUUUGGAAAGCUGAGUGUACAGUUCGUAAUCUGACGAACUUGGUAACCAUUUUCUCUUGCUCUCCUCCUGCAAAAAAGAAAAAUUGUAAAAAAUAAAAAAAAACAAGAGAGAGAGAAAAGAGGAAAAUUGUUACCUAAACGAUAAUUCUUAUCGGUUAAAUGUCCAUGGAUAAAAUACCUCUCCUGAGCAGUAAGCAGUGUGAUCUUAGUGGAUCCUUCUCAGACUGGAAAACUCCCUGAAUCCAUGUUUAACCAACCUAGCAUAGGCAGGUAAAAUAGUCUUAUGUAGUAAUUCAGCAAUAAGGGGAGCUGCGGGGAAGCCAAGUUGCAUUUUCUAUAUUUCAUGUGCUUUUCUUUGCUGCUGUUGCCUAAAGACCAUGCCUGUUCAUAUGUCAGUUUCACCUGUGCGAGACACCACUUGUUCCCUGUUGUACACUCAUAUUUUUCCCCUUGUGAAGAAGUUUGUGUUGGUGCUUCUCAAGCACUAAACCCCCAAAUUCAGCUGUCGGUUAAGUCUAUGGAAAUUGCUUCUUGACAUGCAAAUAGAUGAUCGGAUUGAGCCUAGGUGAAAGAUAAUCAGCGGGUUCGGUGUGGAAGUUUCAAAGGAUUUAUGCCGAGUGGCGGAAGUCCAUGAGAUUCCUUGUUCAAACAAUCAGAGGCCUAUAUGUCAACCACUCUAUUUUGGGCUCUUUAAGUCAGAGGGAGCAAGGUGUCCGGCAUCUGCUCUCACCAUUUUAGACACCUCCCAUCUUUCAAUAGCUGUGCCUGUAUUUAUGGGGCUUCAACUGAAUGGAGGUGAAUGGCAGUUGCAAAGCAGGAGCUGCGCUUCACACUGGGUUUAUUUUUACCUAGUGGGGGGGCUGUUGACUGUGCAGCCUCUGCACCAGGAGUACAAUGAACACGUGGACCACUUCUUGACCUCAUGUUGACACAGUGGCCGGUGCAGAAUAACACCUUUCCCGCCGGCAUCUCGUGCGCCCGAUCAUGCACAUGUGAACAGCUAUGCAAGAACCAAAGUGUGCACGCCUCAAAGGGCAACAGUGUGUCUGUACAAGGUGUGAUCCCUGGUGUGGGGAUGAUUCUCCUGCUUCUCCCUGUGUUAAGGUCCAUUACGCUAAGUGUGAGUAAUGCUUCAGUGCCGUCCGCCACCCUCCACAUGCAGAGGAAUGUGCCGGAAGGGAAUGCUUAUAUUGCUGUAGAGAUAAAGUGUGGCUAUGUCACAACAAUAUGAUACUGUGAUCAAAGGAAUCCCUGACAUUGCAUAGGUUAGAGUUGCGGCUACGCUUGUGAUAUCAAAGGCUAGUAGCAAUCGAGCGGUCAGCAGCUGCCUGAAUGGCCACUUAAUGGAGAACCACUACUCCCCAGAUCAUCCUACACCUCCCUACUUGAACUACCCAAUUAACGAACACUUCUGUGGAAGGUGAAAUUUAAGUUGUUUUACUGUUGUGCAAUACAGCAGGGACCAAUUCUGACUGAAAUUAUGCUAAGGGCAUGUGUUUAGAGUAAGCGUAUUCUAAAUCUUUUAGAUGAAAAUCCAUACAAUCAGAUUUCAUUUACACUUAUUUUAAUUAAAUUGCAGUACAAUAGAAGAAAUGGUUAAAGUGUAUUUUGCAAACAGAAGUCUGGAUAAUUUCAACUUUCUUUCCUGCAAAAAGACAGCGCCAGUAUUGGAGUUUUGGCUUGAGUAAAAAUACCACGCUUUCAAGGUAUCAUAGUUGUAACAAAGGCUAUGUUCACACAGCAGGCAUAUGCGACCCAAAUCCAAUUUUUUUGCCCAUGUGUGACCCAUAUCUGACUUUUUCAUGGCAGUCUGAAUGGCCAAAUUCCGAUUUUCCCACCUUCAAAAAAAUCUGAAUUGUGCCACUUCCAUAUGUGGUACUAAAUAGGAUAAAGCAUCAGGGUCCUCGUCCAGGCUCCAACAUGCAUCCACACAGAUUUCUCUAAAGAAGUAGCAGUCACUGCUCCACAAAAGACCAUUGUUUAAAGUUGUGCUCUCUUUUUUCUUACAUUUCUUCGUCAUGUUAUCAUGUGGUCAUAAUAUUGUUGGCUCUUGUUGCUCAACAACAAAUGACAAAACCGAUGCUGACAUCCAUUUUUACUUCCAUAAACAGUGUGCUGCUGUGUGACGUCAGUUUUCUCCCUUUGUGCAUGUGGGUUGCUUUGGAGUCAAGAACCAUUUAGACUGACGGCGGUCGCAGUUAUAUAGUAGUGUGUACCACCAUGCAAAAAAAUUCAGAUUUCAGCAAAAAAUCUGACUUUUAACUACAGGAACAGAAAAACUAGAAGGGAAUGCCUAUAGUGAUAAAUUGUGGCACAAUCAUAGCUAUUUGGUGCAUUGGUCAAAAGAAACCAAAGAGUUGCGGCCACACAAGCCUAUUUCAUUCAUUCUACCCACCCCUAUUUGAACUAGCCACUGUCCAGUUAACUAACUCCUUUCUAAAAGGUCAAAUUCAUAAGUGAAAUUAAUUUAAUGUUGUGCAAUACAUCAGGGACCAAUUCUGACUGAAAUUGUUUUAAAGGCAUGUUUUAAAAGCAAACUUUUGGAGAAAUUUUUAUUAGUUAUAUUUAAAAUUAUUUAGAUAAAAAAAAUUUAACCAUACUUAACUUGCCUUUAUUUUAGUAAAAAAUGGAAAAAAAGAAAUUACAAAAGGUUUUUGCAAAUAGAAUUUUGUAGAGGGUCUAAAUGAAUCCUAAGACUUUUGAUCUUUUCUUAAUUUUUCCCUGCGAUAUGACAACAUAUUAAAUAAAAGACAGGACUUACAUGAAAUGCAUGGGCCGGUAUGAGAGUCUCACCUUGAGUAAAGAUAUGUUGGUUGGCAAAUAUUUAAAAUACAAAUGAUUGUUUGAUUUUAAACAGCUUGCCAUAUCUAAAAGAAUGAUGGCUGGUCCAUGUUUUCCAGAAAUAUUACCAAACAGUAGAUAUGGUCUUUUCUGUAAGUGUUAGGAAAACCUAGUAGCUUUUUUCAGGCCAGGUGAAAGGUAGUGUGCAGCAAGAAGUGGGGUAGGGGCAGCAAUGCUUUACUCCAUGCUCCAUAUAGCCUGAAGAAACUCUGCUCAACCUGGCAGUUUCUAUGGCAAUUCAUUAAAUGUACUUUAAACUGUAAGGAAUGGUAUGGAGAAAGUCUGACAUUAGUACCCGGCCCAUGCCUACAUACACUAUAAGUUGUUCCUGUAUGUGGAUUGUAAAUAUAAUAAAUAUCAGCAUUAUUAACAGUAGGUUGCCAAAAUACCAUUGGAGAACAAGUAUGCAGCACCCUGCUGACUACUACCUCAUCACCAUAUUAUCAAUGUUCCUCUGGUUCAACUUUCUGCUCUCAUCUGUGACAUACCUGAGCCAUCAUUGUUUUUAUUAACCACAGAAAAAAAUGAAAUAUGUUUCUCAGUGCUCCUGCCAAAACAUUUGUAAUUAUAGUCAUGUUCCUCUCAUCCCACUGAUUCCUCACAGACAUUUGUAAAGGAAAAGCAUCUUUCAUGUUGACCGUACAAAUUUACUGUUGGGGUGAGGCAAAGUGGGUAUGUGUUUAUAUUAGCAUUGUUGUGUCAGAAUUGGUCCCUUCAUGAGACAAACUGCAAACGGGGGGCAGGUAACUGAUUUCCUGCGUCUGUGUUGAGUAUUUAUGGUGUGAAAUAUAUCAUUUGGCAAUGGUGUACGUUGAUAUCUCUGAUUGUUGAAUCACCAAUAUCUGUGUAACUUCUGUUUUGAUUUUCAAAAAGGUAAAGGAUCAAUGAAUUAAAUACUCACUGAGCUCUA
Messenger RNA from Girardinichthys multiradiatus, 6339 nucleotides. It is a transcript of the gene esrrb, whose product is annotated as estrogen-related receptor beta. Gene Ontology annotation, molecular function: sequence-specific DNA binding; nuclear steroid receptor activity; steroid binding. The transcript has 11 exons. The coding region runs from base 856 to 2166 and encodes 436 amino acids. Gene Ontology annotation, cellular component: nucleus. Gene Ontology annotation, biological process: regulation of DNA-templated transcription. The record is from RefSeq and is a predicted model, not a curated record. Lineage: Eukaryota; Metazoa; Chordata; Actinopteri; Cyprinodontiformes; Goodeidae.